Messenger RNA from Thermothelomyces thermophilus ATCC 42464, 933 nucleotides. RefSeq lists its product as uncharacterized. The coding region runs from base 197 to 877 and encodes 226 amino acids. Lineage: Eukaryota; Fungi; Ascomycota; Sordariomycetes; Sordariales; Chaetomiaceae. Gene Ontology annotation, molecular function: peptidase inhibitor activity; phospholipid binding. The record is from RefSeq and is a predicted model, not a curated record. The transcript has a single exon. Gene Ontology annotation, biological process: regulation of proteolysis; regulation of Ras protein signal transduction.
GGAGGACUGCGUAGAAUCACCGAUAGGAUUUUGAAUUCUUAAAUUAGCUACCAGGCUAGGUAGUGUAAGCUCAUUUCACUCUGUUUCUUGAGUAGAGGUACAUGCAUUAACCUUAAUUACUUCGUCCCAUCAUCCGACACAGCGUACAUCCCAACCGUCAAAGUGGAACACGCCAACGCAAGGAGCGAAAUCCAGCAUGGGAACCGCCGCAGCAGACCUCCUCGCCUCCCUCCGGGGCGCGGGGCUCCUGUCCUCGAGCGUGAUUCCCUCCGACUUCACGCCCUCGUUGCUCCUCAACGUCCGCUUCCCCGGCACCGACGCCGACACCUGCCAUGGCACCCUAAUGCGGGUCAGUCAGGUCCAGUCGGCUCCCGUCCUUUCCGUCGCCCCUCUCAACUCAGCAUUGGCGACGACGACGACAACAACAACAACAACAACAACGAAGACAUUCACACUGCUCAUGAUCGACCCGGACGCGCCGACGCCAGACGACCCCAAAUUCGCCUACUGGCGGCACUGGGUCGUCGCCAAUAUCUCGCUGCCCGCGACGGCAGAAACCAAGGAUGAAACCGGCAGCGGCAGCGGCAGCGGCAGCGGCAAGGGCGCGCAGCUCCAGCUCGACGAGUGCACGAGCGGCGCCCGCGUGCUUACGCCGUACCUCGCGCCCGGGCCCAAGGACGAGUCGCGCCCGCACCGGUACCUGUUCCUGUUGUUUGCCGAGCCGGACGGGUUCCGGCCGGAGAAGGGCGACGUCGGCGGGGACGAGUUCGUCCAGAGGCGGAGCUUCCCGGCCGACGAGUUUGUCCGCCGGCACGGGCUGCGCCUGGUCGCGGCGCAGUGGAUGCUGGGGGCCGGUGAUGGGUGGCGGGAGGAGUAAUUAGUUACCUUACCUUGCCUACCUGAAUUAUUAGAGAGUAAACAUGGGCACAUGGA